Messenger RNA from Panicum virgatum (switchgrass), 861 nucleotides. RefSeq names its product peroxidase 2-like. The record is from RefSeq and is a predicted model, not a curated record. The transcript has 2 exons. Bases 1 to 861 code for a protein of 286 amino acids. Gene Ontology annotation, biological process: response to oxidative stress; hydrogen peroxide catabolic process. Gene Ontology annotation, cellular component: plant-type cell wall; plasmodesma. Gene Ontology annotation, molecular function: peroxidase activity; heme binding. Lineage: Eukaryota; Viridiplantae; Streptophyta; Magnoliopsida; Poales; Poaceae.
AUGAAGGUGUCCGCUGUUGUUCUGGUGCUGGUGGCCUUCCAGGCCGCCGGCGCCGUGCAGGCGACGGCGCCGGGCACCCCGACGGUCGGCUACUACAACGACAAAUGCAACUGCAGCGUCGAGGGUAUCGUCAGAGAUACCGUCAAGGUGGCCCUCGACGCCGACAUUACCAAGGGUGCUGCACUCGUCAGGCUGUUCUUCCAUGACUGCUUCGUCAGGGGCUGCGAUGGUUCUGUCCUUCUGGAUCCGACGGACGCGAAGCCCAAUCCGGAGAAGACGUCUGGCGCCAACAUCGGUCUCCGAGGCUUCGACGUGAUCGACGCCAUCAAGGCCAACCUCGAGAGCGCCUGCCCCCGCACCGUCUCCUGCGCCAACAUCCUCGCGUUCGCGGCCCGCGACGCGUCGAGGUACCUCAGCAAAGGCGGAAUCGACUACGCCGUCCCGGCCGGCCGCCUGGACGGCGUCGUCUCGUCGGCCACGGACGCCGAGAACAACCUCCCGGGCUCCACGUUCGACGUCGCCAAGCUCAUCAGCAACUUCACCGCCAAGGGCUUCACCCCCGAGGAGCUGGUCAUCCUCUCCGGCGCGCACUCCAUCGGCCGCGCGCACUGCUCCUCCUUCCGCGACCGCCUCUCCGCGCCGUCCGGCGAGAUCAACCCCUACUUCCGCGACAACGUCCUCGCCAAGGACUGCGGCGCCGGGCCGGCCGACCCGACGGUGGAGAACAACAUCCGCGACCAGAACGCGACGGCGCUGGGGAGCCUGACGAGCUACGUCGUGCCGGCCAGCGGCGGCGCAUCCCUGGACAAUAGCUACUACAUCAACAACCUCAACAACAUGGUGCUGUUGAUUCCUGAAUGA